This is a messenger RNA of Anopheles stephensi (Asian malaria mosquito), 1931 nucleotides long. RefSeq lists its product as uncharacterized. NCBI's taxonomy places the organism in Eukaryota, Metazoa, Arthropoda, Insecta, Diptera, Culicidae. Gene Ontology annotation, cellular component: axoneme; radial spoke. The record is from RefSeq and is a predicted model, not a curated record. The transcript is spliced from 2 exons. Gene Ontology annotation, biological process: axoneme assembly; cilium assembly; cilium movement involved in cell motility. Bases 226 to 1833 code for a protein of 535 amino acids.
AUUUCUACAAACAAUUUUAAAUUGUAUUGGGACUGUGUAUUCCAAGAACAAGGCAAAUUUUGCACUCUCGAUAGAAAGGACCCUAAGUUUGGCAUCAAAGUAUCGUGCAUUAUUUCGUUCGUUAAACACAGCAUAUUUGACUUCCAUCAAGUAAACAGAUAUUUUUCCAAAUCAAAUUUAAGCAAAUCAGCUCUUGAACAAGUUUUUAAGUCAAACCUUUGAAAUAUGGAGGGUCAGGAUAUUGUUUCCCACGAUGCAUAUCGCUCCGAAAAAGAAUUGCUGAAUAUCAUAAAAAGGAAAGAAAAAUAUUCGCUCGAAGCCAAUCUGUCCAGCUCAAAAGCGCUUCUGCGCCGCCAGGUCGGAAGAAAUGGUGAUAAUUUGUAUGAUUUGCUGUUACGUUUAGUUUCAAAUUUGCUCGAUAACGCACCGUCAGACGCCGUUGAUCACUUUGAGGAGUAUUGCCGACUUGCCAAAAUCGAUUUCCUUUCUCCGGACUAUCGAUUCUUGCACCCAUCGAAACAGUUGGGAAAGAACGAUGGAACGGUGCAGAAACAGGCACUGUUGGCCAAGCAAACUUUAAGCGCAUUAGCCGAAACUGAAAACGAAAAUGUUUGCUAUAAUUCGAAGCUUCGUCUGUUCGUUCAAAAUGGCUUACAUUCGAUGGGGUUGGAUCUGCCGAAAGGAUAUGAUUACUUUAUCAGCUCCCAAAUUGUAAAAACGCUCCGCAACAAUCCAAACGCUACAUCGUGUGAAUUCUGGGGCAUCGUGAGAUCGCUGGGUGGCGCCUAUUACGUCCUCGAGGCGAAUCUUCGGGACAAAAGCGUCGAGUACUGCCAGUACCAGGGUGUGAUUGGAAAGCAUCCAGAAAUUAUAACCAACACCAUUGACAGUGUGCUCGAAAGCACGCUACAGCAAACGCGAUCAUUAAGCAUUUUGCCGCAGCUGACGGCUGAAUCUUUGGAAAAUCUGGCCCAAACGAUGGUGAAUGAACUGCUCACUAAGCUGCAGCUGGUGGAUAGAGAAAUAGAGGAGCAACACUGUCGUCUUGAUAUUGCUUCCCUGCUUACCGAACUAAUCGAACGUUUGUCAUGCAUUUCCUCCGAUGGUUCGUCUGAGGAUUCUUUCUCCACAUUGCUGACCGAUCCGUGUGCCGCUUCCCGUACAUCCGUACAGUCCACUGCUUCGAUGUUGCGCAUACGACUCGAGCGCAUACAGCUGGAAACGCGUUUGAACAACCGAAAGUAUUGGGUGUGUGAAAAUCCACGCACCAAACCGUGGCAUGAGCUACCGGACAUUAGCUUGGAGCAGCUCGAAGCUACCGAAGGGCUGCGAGUGUUUCUGCGCGGCAAUCUAGAAGCACCGGUUCCGCAUAUCGUAAAGAAAUUCCACGGGGUGGAGAAAAAUCUGCUGCGAGCACUUAUUUGUAAAAUAAGCUCGCAUCGCGAUUGUCACAUCGAUGGGUCCGAGACAAACAUCGCACUCGUCCGGUGCCUUUCGGGAGUGUAUUGUUCCGUAACCGGCUUUAGCCAGGAGUUGCUGCAGGAAAGGGCCGAACGUUGGUGGGAACGGAAGAACCAAGGCCUGCAGUACUGGCAAUCGGAAACUUGGCCUGGCCUUUGUACCUUCAACGAUGGAGAACAGUUUCGCUGCUAUUACACUGGCUGGGGGCUGGAAAAGCGAAGCAAUUGGUACUGUCCGGUUGUACGCGUACCGAAGAUGGCUAGCGAAUACGACGAUGCCCCUGUUCGGAACAGCGAGAUUUCGCAGCGCACAGAAGAAAUCAAUUUCGACGAUGCUCUUUCGAACAUAUCCUCCCGAAACUCGAACGAAUAAUUGUAAUGCAUUUGUUUAGCUGUACAAUUUGUGAAUCGAAAGCGCGGAAAUAAAUAUCCAACGACUUCAAUGGGUUUAAAAUUUCAAAGUUAUACAAA